CGCAUCAUGGCCUCCAUCAUGGUCAAAAGAGAAGAGCCUGAGGGGUCUAUGGGAGGCCCUGUGUUUCAUCCCCCGCUGUAUAGACAGAGAUACAGUGAGGUUAUCAACAUCUCUAGGAGAAUCAAAGCUAAGAAGGUCAUAGACAUGGGAUGUGCCGAGUGCAGACUGCUGCGAAUGCUCAAAAGAGAGCCGUACAUAGAGGAACUGGUGGGUGUGGACUAUGACGGUGUGCUACUGAGGAUGAGCGAACAUGUUGUGCAGCCCCUAACAACCGAUUACCUCAUGCCUAGAGACAAUCCUCUCCAGUUCACUCUCAUGCAAGGUUCAAUCGCAGAGCCGGAUGCAAGACUGACAAACUUUGACCUCUUCAGCUGUGUGGAAGUUAUAGAGCACCUGGAUCCUGAGGUGUUAGAGAGAGUUCCCCUGUGUGUGUUUGGGGUGCUACAGCCUCGUAUGGUUGUCAUAACUACACCUAACUCUGAGUACAACGUCCUGUUUCCCGGGUUCUCUGGGUUUAGACACUACGAUCACCGCUUUGAGUGGACACGGGAACAGUUCAGAACAUGGUGUCUGAGAAUUGUCAGUGACUACCCAAUGUACAGUGUAAAACUUAGUGGAGUGGGGGAUCCCCCUGAAGGCAGGGAGGAAGUGGGGCACUGCUCACAGAUGGCCCUGUUCACAAGGGAUGACAGUGAUAUUUGUGCGACUAACACUGUGGGAACUCCGUACAAUAUUGUAUGCUCAGUUGACCACCCUUACGUUCGACCAGUUACACCCAUUCAAAAACUGUGCUCCGAAGCCGAGUACUAUCUCAACUUUUUGCUCAAAUCACGACGAGACCAGUUGCUAAAUAUAGAUCAUUACUAUGAUAAUAAUCACCCCUCUGGCUAUGACCCCUCAGAUGGAACUGAGGACAAUGUGGAUAUUUCUGGUGAUACUCUACAAAUCAAGUUGACAGACUUACUCAGUUUUCCCAAGAUAAAAGCACUAUGCUCCUCUGGGGAAGAAAUUAGAGACGCUCUGACGCUCUCUAGUCUGGUGGAGCUAAACAGUGCAGGGGAGUGUGCAGUGUACCCAAUGGAGGAAGGCGAUUCAUCAGAUCUCAGUGAUGAUGAGUAUUGUUAGCUGUCACAAUUACAAUCAUCAAUCAUUUAUUAUCAUAUUUAUUGCACUACCAACCCCGGAGCUUGUGUACAUUACUUUGAGCAGCUUAUUGGUUCAACUUUUUGCACCUUUUAAUUAUUUUUCAUAUACAUAUAAUUAUUAUGUGUUUAAGGACAUUGUUUACCACAUGUCAUAGGCACACAAUGCUGUACCCAAAUUGGGUAGCUAAAGUAAGAGUGUAUAAUCUAGCUAUAUCACAUGAUUUCAUGUGUAGUACCAUUAUAGCCAGUCAGUGUACGUACUAGCUGUUGAGUCACUUAUGUUAGACUAGCAAAAGUGGUAGCAUUAUAGAGAACUAUGACUCAUAAUUUGAGCAAUGCUAAUAAUAACUGCUCCAUCGAUCAGUUUGAUGAGUCUCAGUUUAAAAUUGUUGCUGGAGUUCGAGCCUUCACUGGUCUACUAUCCCUCAUUUGUGCAGUAUGUGUUAUUUUCAUCCAUAUCGCUCACAAGAAGUACAAGUUCUUUCAUCAGAAGCUAAUUCUCUAUCUAGCUAUCACAGUCAUUCUACGAAGCAUCGCACAUCUACUUUGUCGUCUGGACUAUUUGGAUGGACGCGACCUAAUAGAUGAAGUUCAUUGCAUCUAUAUCGGUGGUUUCUUGGACUUGUACACAUCUUGGACACAGCUCAUUGCACUGGUUUGCAUUGUAGCAAACAUUUUUAGCAACGUCUUCCUAGGACUGGAUAUCUCUAAGGUGAAAUUGUUGCCUCUACUGUUUAUCUUAUUAUUGCCUCUCCUCUGGUGUUGGAUACCUUACACUCUCGAAGCAUUCGGCAUCGAGGGACCAUGGUGUGGUAUUCGUAUACACACUGAAGAAUGUAAGUUCUUUCUCCUUGGAAAUUGGUUGAGAUUUGGACUGUGGGAGAUACCAAUAUUCGUUCUUUUUUUACUAGGAUUUCUCAUUACAAUUGUUGCUGUGGCGGUCAAGAUGCAGAAGGCACAAAAGGAAUGGGUGGGACAUCGAUACGAUGCCAAGAAACAAGAAGCAAAACAAAAAGUGUUGAAAUCGAUCUACCCUCUCAUUUGCUACCCCUUCAUUUUCCUUCUUUUGAAUGUUCCACAUUUAGUUGGAAACCUACACCAGUCGUUCGAAAGCAAAACGAAUGUACUUCCAAUAUGGGUCUUAGAUGCAAUUUUCACUCCAUUAGCCGGAGGAGUGAUUGUCCUAGCGUAUACGUUUGACACUCGCACAAGACAAAAUCUAAAGAAAGGAAACUUGCGUCAAAUUUGCUUGGCCUGCUUCAAGAAUUGUCUGUCAAAGUACUCUUGUAAGGUGAAAGAAAAGACAGUGAAUGAUUAUCAUUGUGAGGCUGAGAACCGAUUUGGGGAUAGCUUGAGUGGAGAGUUUCUAAGGAACACCAUAUACGUUCGUCACCAAAUACAGAAUAGGCAAAUUGAAUCGACGACAAUGAAAUCGAAUCACCUCACUUUUGACAUAAUUUAGUUAGUAGAUCUAAUUAUGUUUUGUGUGCAUGAUCAAUUAUUGUGGCUCAUGUCUGUUGUCAUUCUGGGGAUUUCAAUGCA
This is a messenger RNA of Halichondria panicea, 2687 nucleotides long. Its product is annotated as small RNA 2'-O-methyltransferase-like. Gene Ontology annotation, cellular component: cytoplasm; nucleus. Gene Ontology annotation, molecular function: O-methyltransferase activity; RNA methyltransferase activity. The record is from RefSeq and is a predicted model, not a curated record. The transcript has 7 exons. Gene Ontology annotation, biological process: piRNA processing; RNA methylation; siRNA processing. The coding region runs from base 7 to 1125 and encodes 372 amino acids. NCBI's taxonomy places the organism in Eukaryota, Metazoa, Porifera, Demospongiae, Suberitida, Halichondriidae.